Molecule: messenger RNA, 1022 nt
Organism: Nicotiana attenuata
Lineage: Eukaryota; Viridiplantae; Streptophyta; Magnoliopsida; Solanales; Solanaceae
Product: ubiquitin-conjugating enzyme E2 2-like
Exons: 6
Coding region: 221-679 (152 amino acids)
Biological process (GO): protein polyubiquitination; proteasome-mediated ubiquitin-dependent protein catabolic process; DNA repair
Molecular function (GO): ubiquitin conjugating enzyme activity
Source: RefSeq, a predicted model, not a curated record
GCAAAUUGUGAUUCCCAGUGGACCAAUUGGAGGGACCAAUUAUCAACCUCACCACCCCCACCUACAUCUUACCGUCCAUUUUCCUUUUCUUUGAUUCUCAUCCCUCAAUAAUAUCAUUCUUCUCUCUUCGAUUCGCUAACUACAGAGUCAGCAAAGCAGGACUCCAUCGCCGAAGCAAACCCUAGCUCACGCCUUGUCUUUUCCCUGUUAGGUAGCUAAAAUGUCAACUCCAUCAAGGAAGAGACUGAUGAGGGAUUUCAAGAGGUUACAACAGGAUCCUCCUGCUGGUAUAAGUGGUGCUCCUCAAGACAACAACAUCAUGCUUUGGAACGCCGUUAUAUUUGGUCCUGAUGAUACUCCUUGGGAUGGAGGUACGUUUAAAUUGACGCUUCAAUUCUCCGAGGAUUAUCCCAACAAGCCACCAACAGUGCGAUUUGUUUCUCGCAUGUUUCAUCCAAAUAUUUAUGCAGAUGGAAGUAUAUGUUUGGAUAUACUGCAAAACCAGUGGAGUCCAAUAUAUGACGUUGCAGCUAUACUUACAUCCAUUCAGUCAUUGCUGUGUGAUCCAAACCCUAAUUCUCCUGCAAACUCGGAAGCUGCUCGGUUGUUCAGUGAGAAUAAGCGGGAUUACAACCGAAGAGUUAGAGAAGUUGUGGAGCAGAGCUGGACUGCUGACUGAUACCAUGGAAGAGAGAUGAUUGCAACCUCAAUCAGGAGCUUUGAGGGCUCGUCUAUGUAACACAUUCAUUCUGGUCCUAGUAUAGUUGCUUGAUGCUACUCCCUCAAUUGUUGUUUGCUGCGUUUGCAUCGAUAAGCUCCUGUAAAUUAUGAACUCCGGUAUUGUAUUUGCUUAGAAUGUGUUAGUUGUUUUUCCAACAAAGAUGGUUUUCAGAUACUUUCAUUUUCCCCUCAAACUUUGGAUUUUACUUGUAAGCUAUGCCGACCUGAAUAGACCAGCAAUGUGUGUUCAUAUAUUCAAGCGAAGAAUAAGCAACGGGCAUUUCCCGAGCUUUUGGAUCAAA